AUGUCGACUCUCUCUGCCACCGUCGUUGUUACACGUAUGUUGUAUUUUCCCUCCGCCGUGAAACAAAACCCCCUGAAACGCAAACGCGAGGAUGAUGAGAUCACUCAAAACAAAACCGUGCUUGUGACUAUGCAUAAAGAAGACGACAAGCAUGAACACACCGAGAUCACUCCUCCAUCUUGGGAAGCCCUAGACCUUGUUAGUUCUUACAUGGAACCUGAGACUCUCGCCAUCGCUUCUUGCGUCUCAACCACAUGGUUAAAGUGUUUCUCCUCGGAGAAUCUAUGGAGGUCUCUCUUAAUCUCACGGUCCUCACAAGCCUCUUCUCCCUACAAGCUCGCCUUGGAUACCACGGAAGCCAUAACCUCGUACAAACAAGUUGUCACCGCCGUUGAAAGGGACGCGAAACGCCGCCGCAAGGAUCAACUGCCGAAGCUCAAGCUAUCACUCUCUGAUCUCAGCUUCAUCGUCCACGUGUCCGCUGGGACAAAGAAAGCGUCGAUUCUCAAAAAGGGGAAAGAACUCGUGUUCGGCUGUAACGAUAAGUUCCACAUCGAAGCCGACGUAAGCAACUCCGGGAUCACCGUCGGAGAGAAGGACGUGAGGAUGACGUGGCAGGUCGUGUACAGAAACUGGGAAAAGUUCUUCACGAUGGCGGAUACUACAAGAUCGUUGGACGACACAGCACACACACGUUACGGGUGGUUCACUGAAAAACUCGAGGACAAAGACAACCGCAAGCUAGUAGGCGACGUCAAGCCGAGAUUUAACGGCGAGUUUCUCGACAAUAUUGGAUUUUCGAUGGUGGACUCUGACGGAUGGAGCUCUCUGUUGGUUGACGAGUUUUUGAGAUAUCUUCAGCGGUUUUUGUUGGAGUAA
This is a messenger RNA of Microthlaspi erraticum, 879 nucleotides long. The record is from the annotation of a GenBank genome assembly. Lineage: Eukaryota; Viridiplantae; Streptophyta; Magnoliopsida; Brassicales; Brassicaceae.